This is a messenger RNA of Nicotiana attenuata, 939 nucleotides long. RefSeq lists its product as uncharacterized. Bases 1 to 939 code for a protein of 312 amino acids. The record is from RefSeq and is a predicted model, not a curated record. The transcript has 2 exons. NCBI's taxonomy places the organism in Eukaryota, Viridiplantae, Streptophyta, Magnoliopsida, Solanales, Solanaceae.
AUGGGACCCGCAGGAAGAGAUUCCCAUUCAAAACAGGAUAACUCAAGGUAUGAUCAUAGAUCGAGAGACAGAGAAUCAGGCUCAUCAUCAAGGUUCAAAAAAGAACGAAACGCACGAGAGACGCAUGGUGAUGACAGAGGCUCUAAGGCGAAGAUCGGCGGUUAUAGUUUUAAUGUAAGCACGUCCGAAUUGGUGGCUGUUUUGAGAAGUAUGGGAGACAAGGUACGUUGGCCAAAACAAAUGAAAUCAAACCCAAACAGACGAAAUCCUGAUCAUUGGUGCGAGUUUCACCACGAUCACAGCCACAAAACGGCGGAUUGUAGAUUGCUGCAAGGUGAAGUUGAACAUUUAUUGAAACAAGGGUAUCUAACUGAAUUAUUUAGUGAUAAAGGAAAGCAGGCAUAUAUGAAAAACAGACAGGAAUCCCAAAGACCCCCUUCACCAAAGAGGACGGCUAACAUCAUCAGCGGGGGAGAAGAAAUCAAUGGCGUAACUGCAGCCAAUAAAGUUUCAAAGAUUACAGUUACACACGGGAAGCGAAUUCGACGUAUUUUAGAAGAACAAAGCAGUUCCGUGAAUAUCAUUCAAUCAAGAGUGGUAAAUGAAAUGCAAGCUGAAGAUAAGUUGAUACCCAAGGCGCACACCCUAUCUGGUUUCGACAACUCGAGUGUUGUAACCAAGGGGGAGAUAGUACUCACCACAUUCGCGGAAGGGGUUGUCAAAGACACAAAAUUUCAAUUAGUAGAGAUGGACAUGGAUUACAAUAUGAUUCUUGGGAGACCAUGGAUUCACGACAUGGAUGAUGUGCCGUCUACCUUACACCAAGUUGUUAAAUUCCCUUCACAGUGGGGAAUACGACAAAUCCGUGGUGACCAGCAAGCAUCCAGGAGUAUCAAUUCUGUGGUUGAUUCAAUUGAAGAUCAUGCAACACAAACCUAA